This is a messenger RNA of Physella acuta, 1980 nucleotides long. Its product is annotated as spindle assembly abnormal protein 6 homolog. Gene Ontology annotation, molecular function: protein binding. The record is from RefSeq and is a predicted model, not a curated record. Lineage: Eukaryota; Metazoa; Mollusca; Gastropoda; Physidae.
GGCGGCUUAUUUACUUCUGUAGAUGCGAGUUGUGUUGGCUUGUUUCUCAUUUCAUUCAUGUCCAAGCUUGUUACAGAACGCACAAACUAGUUUGAAGAACAAACAAAAAUUAUGGAACCUGGCAAUGAAGCUGUCAAAACUACUGCAGACAAAACUAAGGCUGAGUUAGGGGAUAAAAAUGUCAACUCAUCUUUCACCUUCAGAAAACCUUUCCCAGAAGUUAAAGCAGCCACCUCAGUACGGUUAGGUGGAGCAUCACAAACUUUAACACCACAAACUACAUCAACAGAAAAAUAUGAAGACAGUAAAUCAACAAUUCAAGCGGCUAAACAAUUUCUACAAACAGCGAAAAUAAUCAGUCGACUAGAACUUAUAGAGAAAGCUCUAUUUUCUCUUCAAGACAGCAAACAAAAGACUGAAGAUGACAUAUCAGAAAUAAAACAAUGGAGAGACAACUUGCAGACAGAAAAAAAUAAUAUGGCAGAACAAUUUUGUAAUCAACAAAAACAAAAUCUUGAAAGCCUCAGACAAGAAAUAAGAGAACAAGAUGACAAAAUAAAGGAGCUGAACAAAGAAAUUGAGAGUUUAAAAGAAAAGGAAGCACAGUCAAACAAAACACUAGAAAAACUUUCUCUAAAAAUCAAAGAAUAUGAAAACAACUUAAACCCAAUAAAUCAAGAGAUGGAACUUAAGACAGAUAGUCUAACCCAAGAAGUUAGAAUUCAUUGCUCUCUGGUGUCUUCUAUACAAGACCAACUACAGGAAAACAUGCUACAUACAACUUGUAACUUAAAUGAGUUAUAUGCUAAGUUUGAAAAUCAAGCGAAGGAUGUUUUGAAGCUUGAAAAUCAAGUAAAGGAUGUUUCGAAGCUUGAAAAUCAAGUAAAGGAUGUUUUGAAGCUUGAAAAUCAAGUAAAGGAUGUUUUGAAGCUUGAAAAUCAAGUAAAGGAUAUUUUGAAGCUUGAAAAUCAAGUAAAGGAUGUUUUGAAGCUUGAAAAUCAAGUAAAGGAUGUUUUGAAGCUUGAAAAUCAAGUAAAGGAUGUUUUGAAGCUUGAAAAUCAAGUAAAGGAUGUUUUGAAGCUUGAAAAUCAAGUAAAGGAUGUUUUGAAGCUUGAAAAUCAAGUAAAGGAUGUUUUGAAGCUUGAAAAUCAAGUAAAGGAUGUUUUGAAGCUUUCAACACCUUUGAAUACAAUAAAAUCCCCUUCAUGUAAACCUUACAUCUGUCAACUGCACGUUGAUAAUAACACACCAGUAACCAGGGGAACCAUUGUUUCUACAUUCUAUAAUGUGUGGGAACGUAACGGCUGCCAUUUUAAUCAGACAACAGGCAAGCUUGUAGCACCAGAUGAUGGCAUCUAUCUCGUCAUUGCAACAUUGCUGGAGAAUGAAAAUAAACUAAUUCGAGUGAAUGUUUUAAUGGGGGAUGUGUUAUGCAAUGAAGUUUUUGUCAAGUCUGCCCUAACAUCAGUCUGUGCAUCAACUGUUGUUUCCAUGAAGAAAGGGGGAGAACUUUUCUUUCAAGUGGCUCAAGCUGAUGUAGGGGCAAGGCUACAAGGAGGAAGUGGUUUCACCAUUGUUAGAUUAUAAAAAUAAAGUCUGUAUUUUACUUACUACAUUUAGUGUUGAAAAAUAAUUUUCUGUAUUUUACUUAAUACAUUUGGUGUUGUAAAAAUUAUUUUCUGUACUUUACUUAAUACUUUUAGUGUUAGAUUGAAAAAAUAAAUGUCUUAUUUUACUUAAUAAUUAAUACAUUUAAUGUAAGAUUGAAAAAAUAUAUUUCUGAAUUUUACCAAAAAUAUUUGAUGUUAGAUUUUUUUUUUAAUGUUUAUUUUACCAAAUAAAGUUGAUGUUUUGUUGUUACAAGUUGAAGCUAGAAGGAGGAAGUGGUUUCACCAUUGUUAGAUUAUAAAAUUAUAGUCUGUAUUUUACUUAAUACAUUUAGUGUUGUAAAAAUAAUUUUCUGUACUUUACUUAAUACAU